AUGUCCAUACUCACGGUCCACACAGCCCAUCAGGAUGCGUAUCAAAACGCAAAAAUAUUACAUCGAGACCUUAGCGUCGGGAACAUCGUCAUCUACCGAGGGAAGGGCUUCCUCAUUGAUUGGGACCUAGCAAAGCUAGUCAUCAUUCAGGGUCCUCGACAAACGACACACAUGGUAAGUUCGUUUCAUGCUCAAACUCAUUGUAUUAAUUUUUUUGGUAUCCAGGGAACCUGGCAGUUCAUGUCUGCUCACCUCGUCAAAAAUACUCACUGCUGUCCACAGUAUCGAGGAUGA
Messenger RNA from Suillus discolor, 294 nucleotides. RefSeq lists its product as uncharacterized. Gene Ontology annotation, biological process: protein phosphorylation. The record is from RefSeq and is a predicted model, not a curated record. NCBI's taxonomy places the organism in Eukaryota, Fungi, Basidiomycota, Agaricomycetes, Boletales, Suillaceae. The transcript has a single exon. Gene Ontology annotation, molecular function: ATP binding; protein kinase activity. The coding region runs from base 1 to 294 and encodes 97 amino acids.